AAGACUUCACACAGCCACCGAUUAUGGGAGCCCAAAAGAAGGAUGCGAAGUCCGAGGAGUCUAGCAAAAAUGGGGUGUCUGAAGAGGAGGCGCGGAAGGAGUCGUCCAAAGUCGCAAAACUAGCGACUGAAGCACAGAAGAAAGCCACCGAGCUCAUGGAAGCAGCCACGGCUGCCAAUGACCCCGAAGAACGCCAAAAGCUUAUGGAAGAAGCUCUCGAACAGCAUAUCCAAUCGAAAUCUCUAGGCAAGACAGCAAAAUAUCUGCGGUCAGGUACAUUCCAAGGCAUGGCAGUUGGCGCAGGUCUCGGUAUCGCACCUGGCGCAUCUUUAGGUGCCAUCACAGGAACAUUGGUCGGUGGUGUUUCUUCGACUGCGUUGGGUGGGCUAGGUGCUGGCAUUGGUGCCGCUACUGGUGCGCUGCACGGUCCAUUUUGGGACAUGAGAAAGGGAGCAAGCAAAGGGAUUCAGAAGAUCACAGGUAAUCUGCCAGGUUGGAAGGCCACUGAGAGCCAGAAAAAGCAACUUAAGAAGAUGAUCGGUCAGGUCAACGAGCAAGAUGCACCCAGCAAAGAUGAGCUGGAGAGUUGGGGAAGUGAGAGUACCAGCGAUGAUCAAAAAGAGACCUUGGAGAGCGCAAAGUCGGCCAUGCCGUCAAUACCCUCCACGGAGGGUUCAGAUCAGUCUGAGAAGCAAGAAAAAUCUACAAGAGAAGAAAACCAAAUAGGAGGCGAUCAUGAAGAGCUGUCGAAGCCAGAAGGCUCUACAAAUGAGGAGCGAAAGGGACUGCAGGCUGAGAAAAACGAGUCCAAAGACGAUGUGCGAGAGAUCCACGGCGAUUCGCAUAAUCAGGACGAGAGCGAAGGGGCAAAGCAUGCCGAUAGUGUGCAAGAAGAGUCUCAGGAGAUUCGAUCUACCUACAAGGACGCCGCAGUACAGACUGAAGAAGGUCGCAAGAAGCCGCGCAAGUUGCAGUCAAGGUCAGACAACGGCAACACACCGCCUACCAAACCAGCCCCCACCAGGAAGCAGCCACGGAAACUCGAGAAGAGGUCAACAUGAACUCGCUCGAGCCAUCAAGCCUUACACAGUGUUUUUGCGACUUUGCAUCGAGGUGCUUCGCUUUUCGGUUGUUGUUCAGCUUUCGAGGGCCCAAACUGGACACAAAGAGGCUAGGAAAUCUCAGGUCAGAGCCUUCGGGCCG
Messenger RNA from Macroventuria anomochaeta, 1203 nucleotides. RefSeq lists its product as uncharacterized. Bases 24 to 1061 code for a protein of 345 amino acids. Lineage: Eukaryota; Fungi; Ascomycota; Dothideomycetes; Pleosporales; Didymellaceae. The record is from RefSeq and is a predicted model, not a curated record. The transcript has a single exon.